AUGAAAUGAGAAAGUUCAAUAAACAACUCUCUUCAACAUUUUCCAAUGAAAUUCCUUUAUCCUAUUUGCAACAAGGUAGGCCCCCCACUGCACCUCCCCAAUAUUUUCAACAACUCAUUUAAACAAAAUUCUCACAUCUUAUCGACAGUAACAACUUCUUCCUUCGAGACUUUCAAUGGCGAAAUGCAAUCGAAGGAGCCAUCUUAGCAGAGCUUCCCUCAUCGUAGCCAUAGGCCCAUAGCAUUUCUGUUCAACGCCUAUAAUCAAGAUCUCUGUAGGCAAUCUUAUAAUUCAUUCAAAAUGACUUUCAAAUUUAUCAUAAGGAACAACAAAAAACAGAACGUCAUGGAGAUAGGAAGGCUGUGAAGGGGAUAUUUUGAAGGGGAAAUAAUAUUAAAAAAAGCCAACUUAGCUCCACGUUGCAAUAGAAUAUCAAGACAGCUCACAGCACUCAGGGCAUCUUCUCUCUCAGUAACGCUCCUCAUAAGCCAUACCACUCCAAAACUCCUCCGAAGCCCACGCGCCCACAGUCACUCUCUUCCUCACUCUGUUUCUCACAAGAUGGCCAAGAGCGUUCUCAUCCUCUGCGGCGAUUACAUGGAAGACUAUGAGGUGAUGGUUCCCUUUCAAGCGUUGCUGGCCUACGGAGUCUCCGUCCACGCCGUUUGCCCUGGAAAGAAAGCCGGCGACGUCUGCCGGACUGCUGUUCAUCAGGGCCUUGGUCAUCAGACUUAUUCUGAGUCACGGGGUCACAACUUCACAGUCAAUGCAACCUUUGAUGAGGUUGACGCAAGCAAAUAUGAUGGACUUGUUAUUCCAGGAGGGCGGGCUCCAGAAUAUCUUGCAAUGAAUGAAUCUGUUUUGGACUUGGUACGCAAAUUUUUUAGCUCUGGAAAACCAAUUGCCUCUAUUUGCCAUGGGCAGUUAAUCUUGGCAGCUUCAGGCUCAGUCAGAGGACGGAAGUGCACAGCUUACCCUGCUGUGGGACCUGCACUCAUUGCUGCAGGAGCUCAUUGGGUAGAACCUGAGACCAUGUCAGCAUGUGUUAUUGAUGGUAACCUUAUUACUGCAGCAACUUACAUAGGUCAUCCUGGGUUCAUCCAGCUUUUUGUAAAAGCACUAGGAGGCACCAUAACUGGUUCAGAUAAACGGAUUCUAUUUUUGUGUGGGGAUUACAUGGAAGACUAUGAGGUAAUGGUCCCUUUUCAAUCCUUUCAAGCUCUUGAAUGCCAUGUUGAUGCGGUUUGCCCGAAGAAGAAGGCCGGUGAGACCUGUCCAACUGCUAUUCAUGAUUUUGAAGGUGAUCAAACUUACAGUGAGAAGCCAGGCCAUGAUUUCACUCUAACAGCCACUUUUGAAGAUCUAAACAUCCCAAGCUAUGAUGCUCUUGUUAUACCUGGAGGCCGAGCCCCAGAAUAUUUGGCAUUAAAUGAGAAAGUAAUUGCCUUAGUGAAGGAAUUCAUGGAGGCAGGAAAGCCAGUUGCAUCCAUUUGCCACGGACAACAGAUUUUAGCUGCUGCUGGAGUUCUCAAGGGAAAGAAAUGCACUGCAUAUCCUGCUGUGAAACUCAAUGUAGUCUUGUCUGGGGCUACAUGGUUAGAACCUGAGCCAAUAGAUCGCUGUUUCACAGAUGGAAAUUUGGUAACUGGAGCUGCUUGGCCGGGCCAUCCAGAGUUCAUCUCUCAGUUGAUGACGUUGCUCGGUAUCCAGGUCUUGUUCUAGUUAUUUAUCUAUGUGCUGGCCUGUAUGCCUUAAUUGUCUAUUGAAUAAAUAGAUUCGGUUUACGUAUCAGAAUGAGGAAACUUUUUAAAUUUUGGUGUUGUGAUAUCAAUGCAGUCUAUAUGUUAUUUGGAUUGGGAAGAAAA
Vitis vinifera (wine grape) is the source of this 1865-nucleotide messenger RNA. RefSeq names its product protein DJ-1 homolog D. Bases 562 to 1722 code for a protein of 386 amino acids. The record is from RefSeq and is a predicted model, not a curated record. Lineage: Eukaryota; Viridiplantae; Streptophyta; Magnoliopsida; Vitales; Vitaceae. The transcript is spliced from 5 exons.